Molecule: messenger RNA, 1091 nt
Organism: Ochlerotatus camptorhynchus
Lineage: Eukaryota; Metazoa; Arthropoda; Insecta; Diptera; Culicidae
Gene: Ciao1
Product: cytosolic iron-sulfur assembly component 1
Exons: 2
Coding region: 14-1027 (337 amino acids)
Biological process (GO): iron-sulfur cluster assembly
Cellular component (GO): cytosolic [4Fe-4S] assembly targeting complex
Molecular function (GO): protein binding
Source: RefSeq, a predicted model, not a curated record
GUUUGGCCCCAAAAUGGGUAAAUUGGAGUUGCUGCAGUGUUUAACCGGUCACAAAGGCCGCGUCUGGGGAGCUGGUUGGCAUCCGAAGGGAAACAUCCUGGCAACUUGUGGUGAAGACAAGACCAUCCGCAUCUGGGCCGAAGAUGCAAGCCAGCGCUGGGUGGCAAAAACGGUUCUAUCCGACGGUCACACCAGAACCAUUCGAGACGUUGCGUGGUCUCCGUGCGGUCAGUACCUUGCGUCGGCCAGUUUCGAUGCGACCGUUGCUAUCUGGGACAAGAAAUCAGGUGAAUUCGAGUGCAACGCAACACUGGAGGGACACGAAAAUGAGGUGAAAAGUGUUUCUUGGUCCAAAUCCGGCUCACUGCUAGCGACGAGCAGUCGAGACAAGUCCGUAUGGGUUUGGGAGGUGGCCCAGGAGGAUGAAUACGAAUGUGCAGCUGUUUUGAAUACCCACACACAGGACGUGAAGAAAGUUGAGUGGCAUCCGCAUGAGGACAUUCUCGCUUCCGCCAGUUAUGACAACACGAUCAAGUUGUACAAGGAGGAUUUGGCGGAUAGCGAUUGGAGCAGCUUCGAUACGUUGGUUUCUCACGAAUCGACAGUGUGGAGUAUUUCUUUUGAUGCAACCGGGAAGAGAUUGGCCUCGUGCAGCGAUGAUCAGACGGUGAAGAUUUGGCAGGAGUACAAGCCGGGCAACGAGUUCGGCGUCAGCUGCCCUGACAAUACACCGGUGUGGAAGUGCGUGUGCACCUUGUCCGGGUAUCACAGUCGAAGCGUUUACGACAUCAGCUGGUGCAAGCAGAGUGGUCUGCUGGCAACGGCUUGCGGCGACGAUAUGGUACGGAUAUUCAAAGAAGCGGAGGGUUCCUCGCCGAACGAGCCGACGUUUGAGAUGGUCGCUUCGAAGCAUGUCCAUUCCCAGGAUGUCAAUACGGUCGAGUGGAAUCCAACGGUAGCCGGGCUGUUGGUUACGACCAGCGACGAUGGUGAUGUGAAAUUAUGGAAAUACGAACCGGAGGAGUAACGACUGGUGUCAGGAGGUAAAAGUUGAUUUGUAUGUAAUGGGGGUCCGGUAAAUAAAUUAGUUG